GAUUGUGCCCGAAGGUCGCGCAUGCGGACAAAAGAUUCCGGAGGGUCGGUGGCUGGUAGGGACGGAGCUCCUGGCUGGGGUUUCAUCAGCACCUGGGUCCGCACCUCGACUGGGGAACGAUUGCUGAGAGCUCCGGGCAUGCCGUGGCCCUGCACCCUGGUGCAGACCAGGUUACAAAAGACAAAGCUGUGUCUGUCGGUUCACUGGCGCUUGAAUACCAUCGAUCUUUGAAUGUGGAGGAGGAGAUUCUUGUGAAGACAGCACUCCAGUCACAGCAAGGAGAACCUGAACACAUGUUGGGUGUAGGGGUGAGAUUUGGAUGAACUUGUCUGGAGAUAAACCUUUUAAAUUGCCUUCUAGUCACUGAAGGAGAGAACAGAUAUUUUCUUUGUAGUAGCAAUAUAUUCAUUGUCGAUCCUUGGAGAAGAUUUAUCCAUCCCAGCUGGAAAUGUGCGUCUGCUUUGAGUCCAAAAUGAAAUUUUCUGUUUUAUGUCAAUGAAAUCCACUGGCAGCGGGAUGCUGAGAACCCACCAGCACUCGUUCACCAGAGAUUAGUUCUUCAACUGCAUUGAUAGUACAAGAGAGUCACUACGUCUGACGUCUGACUUGACGUGUCUUCAGAGAAUUGAUAGAGAGAGAUCAUUCACCUGCACUCAGUGUGGGAAGGGAGUUACUCACUCAGCCAAUCCACUUGACACAAGUGAGUUCACUGUGGGAAAGGGCGUGUGUGGGAAGGGAUAUUCUCACUCAUCCAGGGUGAAGAUACAUCAGCACGUUCAGACCAUAGUGAUUCCGUUGACCUGUUCUAACAGCAGGAGGCAGUUAGAUACAUCAGAAAAUUCACUUCAACAGGCCGUUCGCUUGAUUCAAGUGUGGGAAGGAAUUUACUCUGGUGUACCACCUGCAGGCACUCAAGCAAGUUCGAAGUGGGAAGAGACUGUUUAUCUGCACGUGUGUGGGAAAAGAUUCACUCACUGAUCCCACAUGAUGAGUCACCAACAAGUUCACACUGGGGAGAAGCCAUUCAUCUCCUCUGAAUGUGGGAAGGGAUUUACUCAGUCAUCUCACCUGAUGAGACACCAGCAACUUCACUCUGGUGAGAGACCAUUCACUUGCUCAGAUUGUGGGAAGGCAUUUACUAAGUCAUCUCACCUACAGACACACCAGCGAGUUCACGCUGGGGAGAGACCCUUUAUCUGCUCCAUCUGUGGGAAGCGAUUCACUUGGUCAUCUGACCUGCUAAUACACCAGCGAGUUCACACGGGAGAGAAACCGUUCACCUGUUUUAUAUGUAGGAAGGAAUUCAGUUACUCAUCCCACCUGAUGAGGCACCAGCGACUUCAUUCUGGCGAGAAGCCAUUUGCCUGCUCGGACUGUGGGAAGGCAUUUACUACAUCAUCCCAACUGCAGACACACCAGCGAGUUCAUAGUGGGGAGAGGCCGUUUAUCUGCUCUGUCUGUGGGAGGGGAUUCAUUCACUCAUCUGAGUUGCUGAGGCACCAGCGAGUUCACACUGGGGAGAGGCCGUUCUCCUGUUCUGAAUGUGGAAAGGCAUUUACACGGUCGGCCCACCUGCAGGUACACCAGCGGGUUCACACUGGAGAGAAACCAUUCACUUGUUCUCUGUGUGGGAAGGGAUUCACAAAUUCAUCCCAUUUAGUGUUGCACCAGCGAGUUCACACUGGGGAGAGGCCGUUCUCCUGUUCUGAAUGUGGAAAGGCAUUUACACGGUCGGCCCAUCUGCAGGCACACCAGCGGGUUCACACUGGAGAGAAACCAUUCACUUGUUCUCUGUGUGGGAAAGGAUUCACCAAUUCAUCCUGCUUAGUGUUGCACCAGCGACUUCACACUGGGGAGAGGCCAUUUACCUGCUCAGAUUGUGGGAAGAGAUUCACUCUGUCGUCUUCCCUGAAGAAACAUCAGCAAGUUCACAGUGGGGAGAGACCAUUUAUCUGCUCUGUCUGUGGAAAAGGAUUCAAUGAGUCAUCUGCUCUGCUAAAACACCAGCGAGUUCACACUGGGGAGAGGCCGUUCACCUGCUCUGAGUGUGGAAAGGGGUACACUCACUUAUCCUACCUGAUGAGGCACCAGCGAGUUCACUCUGGGGAGAGGCCAUUCAGCUGCUCAGACUGUGGGAAGAGGUUUACUGAAUCAUUUCACUUGCUGGAACACCAGCGAGUUCACAGUACGGAGAGACCGUUCACGUGUUCUGAAUGUGGGAAAGGAUUUACUCGAUCAUCCCACCUUGUGACGCACCAGCGAAUUCACACUGGGGAGAGGCCAUUCUCCUGCUCUGAAUGUGGAAAGGCCUUUACUCAGUCAUCGAAGCUGAUGAGACACCACAAGCAAGUUCACACUGCGGAAAAAAGUUUAAAGUAGCUUUUUUGUGGAAAUUGAAUGAUCAGUUGCUGAAUAUUUAAAGGCGACUGUUCAUGUUAUUGCUGCUGCUUAUCACACCCUGUCCUGUACCCUGGUUACUGGGCAAGGGAGGAGUUUCUUCUGCUGACGUUCAUCUUUAAUGGACUGGAGCUGGAAAAGUAGGCUCCUCAUCCUGUCUAUAAAUGUGCAUCUGCUUUGUCCGAAGUGAAAGUUUUCUGUUUUAACUUCUCAUUGGAGCCAGAGCCAUGAGAACAUUGCAGCUUAUCUUCACUCGACGUGAGAUUCUGAACUGAUUUCUGUGAUAAAUAGAUCAGUUCUGGUUUAAAUCUCGUAUCUCAGGUCCUUGUUGAAUCUGCUGCACAUUCAGUGUACUGUAUAGAGGCCACUCUGCCCAAUGGGUCUCUACUAGCGUUUCUGUUCCACCUCCUCCCAUCACCCUGUAGCAAUGUUCUUACUCGAUCUCUGUUCACUCAGCUUCCCCUUAAACCCACCCUGCAGCUCACCUCAGGCUGUCUCUGUGGUGACGGAUUCUGAAUUGUCGCCACUCUGGAUGAUGAAGUGACGUCACCAAUCAGCUGGUCUGUGACAGCUUGCCCUUGGCUUUCCUUCAAACUUCACUUUUGCACAAGGGCAACCGUCACCAAGCUGCUCUGAAACUUCUGCUCAGAAUUGUUAAUUUUAUAUGCUUAUUGACCAACUGAAACCUUGUGCAGCUUCCAAUCCCUUAUUUCCGUACAUACAAUACCAGUCAUGAUGCAUUCUUACAGGUAGCAAUAACCAACAAAACUACAGGCUAUUUACACACACAAAACACUUGAGGAACUCAGCAAGUCAGGUAGCAUCCAUGGAGAAAAAUAAACAGUUGGAGUUUUCGGGCCGGGAUCCUUCAUCAGGACUUGGCAGACCAAAACUGCUGUUUAUUCCCCAGAAGGAGAAAUCAGUAUUCAUGCUAUGCAUCAUCUCCCACAAGUGGGUCUUCCUGAUGGCCCAAGAUUUUAAUUCCGAUUCCCAUUCUGACGUGUCGAUCCAUGGCCUCCUGUUGUUCCAGGACGAGGCCAUCCUCAGGGUGGAGGAGCAACACCUUACGUUCCGUUUGAGUACCUCCAACCUGAUGGCAUGAAUAUCAAUUUCUUCUCCUGGUGAACAAACUCCCCCCCACUGUCCCCACUUCCUCUGUUCUCCACUCUGACCUUUCACUUUGUAACUCCCUGGUUAAAAUUUUUACUGCUAUGCUGUAGGUAUUUCAUUUCAGUAGUUCUGUAAGAGCAAUGUGUUCUGCUUUCAGCAUGUUUGGGUUUGAGCUGAAGAUACGGGGCUGUGAUGUUCAGCUUAGGAAUGUUGUGUCAUCCAAUCAGGAUGGUGGAACUGAGAGAAGGUUCUCAAGAAUGCUGGGCAGAGAAAUUUUUGUGACGGACACUGGUGUGGUGUUUUUCUUUAGCGGAAGCUGGGAGAAGACAAGAGGGAAGAUGGCUAAGGAUGCUGUCCCUGUUGCACAAGAUGCUUUGUGUAGAUGAAUGGCUUCAGGAGGAAGGACCAACACUGCCAUGGGAGAGCCUGUUUGUUCGAGAUGGAUUUCGAGCAACAUUCAUAAGUUGGUGUGUGCUCUCACGCAGACUGUGGGUCCAGCACGUGGUUUAAAGAACAACUUCAAAAUGAGCUCCAACUUGUGUGCACAUUUGGACUGGGUUAAACUGUAAUGUGCCCUCUUCAUUUUCUUUUUCUACAAACUGU
Messenger RNA from Mobula hypostoma (lesser devil ray), 4110 nucleotides. Its product is annotated as zinc finger protein 229-like. Lineage: Eukaryota; Metazoa; Chordata; Chondrichthyes; Myliobatiformes; Myliobatidae. The transcript is spliced from 2 exons. The record is from RefSeq and is a predicted model, not a curated record. Gene Ontology annotation, biological process: regulation of DNA-templated transcription. Bases 985 to 2379 code for a protein of 464 amino acids. Gene Ontology annotation, molecular function: DNA-binding transcription factor activity, RNA polymerase II-specific; RNA polymerase II cis-regulatory region sequence-specific DNA binding.